Spea bombifrons (plains spadefoot toad) is the source of this 2552-nucleotide messenger RNA. It is a transcript of the gene CAMK2N2, whose product is annotated as calcium/calmodulin dependent protein kinase II inhibitor 2. Gene Ontology annotation, biological process: negative regulation of protein kinase activity. The record is from RefSeq and is a predicted model, not a curated record. The coding region runs from base 448 to 687 and encodes 79 amino acids. Gene Ontology annotation, molecular function: protein kinase binding; calcium-dependent protein kinase inhibitor activity. The transcript has 2 exons. NCBI's taxonomy places the organism in Eukaryota, Metazoa, Chordata, Amphibia, Anura, Pelobatidae.
UGUUAUUCCGCACUCGCCUCCUGACGUCACGGCUCCCCCCUGCUCACAUGACGUCACCCAGGCACUGCUUCAUCUUAUGAUGUAGGAUCUUUCGGCUUCUCCUCAGACAUCUCAAAAGAAGCUGGGAGCCCAGACCCACCGAACGCUACACACAGGAGCCCAGGACGUUCCCAUCACAGGACUCCUAACCAUCAACCCCUGCCGGAUCCACUGAUCUGCCCUGUACCAGGCUCCAAAUUAACCCCCCUGCAAGCUCUAGCAUCAUCAGAGGCGGAACCCCCAAAAUUGCUCACUGCAAAACCCCCGUCCACAGCACGUUCCGAACUACCCCCUCCAGUGCGCAGAUCUCCUUCAGUAGCCACCGUCUGCUGAUCUGUACCCCGUAGGAUUCCCCGGGCGAUCACGUCGGAUUUCCUUACAGCCCCCUUUCAUUGUGGUGCUGCCAACAUGUCUGAAAUCCUACCCUACAGCGAAGAUAAGAUGGGGCACUACGGCUCCGACACAGAGGUGGGGCAAAUAUCAUUCAGCUGCCGCCUGCAGGAUACCAGCUCCUUCUUUGGGGCAAAUCAACAGAAGAGACCCCCGAAGCUGGGGCAAAUCGGGAGAGCUAAAAGAGUUGUUAUUGAAGAUGACAGAAUAGACGAGGUGCUGAAGGGGGUGUCGGACAAGUCUCCCACCGGAGUAUAAGGCGGAUGUGUUUGCUCUCCAGCGCUCACUAUCCUCCCCGAUUUGUAAGCACUUUUGGCUGUGCAUGUUUGUGGACACGGAGAAGAAGGAAAGGCUUUGAGGCUGCUGGCAAAUCUCCACCCUCCACCUUGAUCCAGACCCUCUGCAGGUCUCCUGACGGUGCCAUCCGGCUCACCACUCCACUAAGUCCCGGUCUAUGACCUCCACUGUGGAGACGUCCAUUUCAGCACCAUCCUUUUAUCCCUCGUCACUGUCCCCCACUCUGGGGCUCUGGGGGUAGUGAUGAGUUUCAGUUCAUGUUAAAGCCAACCCCAGAAAGUAGGGGCUGCUGAUCUUGUCAGCUUCUACCUGUGUGCCAAGAAGGUGCUUGUAGACUGGAGCACCAUGGAGUUUGUGUCUGUCACCUCCAACCCUUGCCAGGUGCUGCCUCCUCCUCCUGACUCACAGUGUACACCCCAAGGGGCUGUAGGUUGCUAGUUGCACUUUAUUUGGACAUUGACCUGUGUCUAGUCAGUACUAAUCUAUUGUUGUAUGGACUCAUGAGUUGCCCACAUUGCCAAUGUAUUAGAAAAAUACAUGUAUGUGUGUGUGUAUAUAUAUAUACAUAUAUCUCUAUAUAUAUAUACACACACACAUAUACACGCACACACACACACAAAUAUUUAUACUAAAAUAUAGAGUCUGAAUUGAAUUGAACAACCUCAUCAUGUCCAUCAAACUAGCAUCUCCCGAGCUCCAGAACAAUAUGUGACUGACUGCACAAAUGUCCCCAUCUUCAUCUUUCCCACACGUUCCAGAUACCAGCAGGUCGGAAGCAGAGCAGCUGGAGGGCGCAGAGCAGGCACAGGCUGUCCCUUUGCUGUCCAAACCCAAGCAAGACAACAACAAAAAAAGACUUUAUUUGCACCAUCUCUUGCAUGAGCUUCCGAAUUUCACCCUGGAUUCCACACUUUCUUCCCGCACGUUCCUUUUUAAGAGGACCCCUUACAUUUGUAUUUUUAUAAACAGAUCUUUGUUAUUAAUAUGAAUUCAGAUAUAUGCUUUUGACUGUGCAAACAUGACGUCAGAGAUACAGCCGCCUGCUGGACGCAGAAUAAAGUGUCAGCUGGCUGGAUGCCACCAAAGGGCAGUCCCCAAGGGAGGUGCCCUCACCAAGUGUUUACAGAACGUGCUUGAACCACUUACCAUGAAUGUGACCCCUUAUAGAUUGUCACAACUGCCACUGGCACCCAUACCACCAAUCCAUUCCACGCUGGCACGUAUUACACAACAGAUGCUUGUUCUGCACAUUAUUUCGCCACCCUACAGAUGCCUGGCACAGUAUAGUAUAGUGUAAGUGUAUACCUAUAUGCAUUGCUCUAUAUGCUUCUAUAGUAUUAUAUAUAUAUAUAAUUCAUUCGCUAGCUUUAUUUUUUAAAAAGCUAUGUAGGCAAUUAUGUAGUUUAUGGGCAUCUUUAAGCAACCGUUUUCUUUGUAUAUAUCAGAUUAAUUUUAUAUUUUGUUUUCAGUAUCAGAGAGAGAGAGAAAUGAUAUUUGCACAUGUAGGUGUCCAUUUACCUUGCUUUUACCUGCAUAUUUUGUAUAUAUUUUUACUCCAGUGCUUCGUUGUAAUUAUUAUAUAUAUAUUUACACAUAUAUAGUUAUUCAUAGAGCUAUACAAAUAUAUGUAUAGAAGUAAUGAUUUAUAAUGUGAACAGACUCUGCAUAGGUCACCAGCAUUUGUACAUUUUGGAAUAACAUUGGCACCAUCCUCUUGACCUGCACAUAAGCAUGGAGAAUUAGUGGUUAUUCCAAUCGCUGCUUGGCACUUGGUGAGGGUGUAUAUGUCCCAGGCCCUGGUAAUAGCACCUCCAUUCUCUAGCUCC